AUGCGCACUCUGCGCCAGCUGGCCGACGACGAGGCGGAGAGCUAUCCCCUGGGAUCCCGCGCUCUCCGCGAGGACGCCUACAUGGAUGACGUCCUGACGGGCGCACCGACCAAGAAGGAGGCUAUCAAGCUCCGGCGACAGCUGACCGACUUGUGUAUGGCGGGCGGCUUCCCCCUACGCAAGUGGUCCGCGAACGAGUCGGAGAUCCUGGCGGAGGUCCCGGUGGAACAUCGUAUGCAGCAGGAGCUGCGAGACUGGAGGCCGCACGAGACGCACGGGACGCUGGGAUUGCGGUGGCAUCCCGCCACUGACGAAUUCUCCUUCGCCAUUCCGGCGAGAUCAUUGACGACGGUAAGCAAGCGGACGGUUCUCGCCUUUACAGCACGCCUGUUUGAUCCUCUCGGCUGGCUGGCGCCGGCCGUGGUGAGGGCCAAGAUCGCGUUCCAGUCGACUUGGUUGUUAGGCCUCGGGUGGGACGAUCCUCUCGAUGGAGCGGCCGAGCGACUCUGGCGCUCCUAUGAGGACGAGCUACCGCUGCUGGAGAGCGUUCGAGUUCCAAGGAUGCUGGAGACCUGUCCGGCGCGCGGCGACGCUGAACUUCACGGGUUUGCGGACGCCUCCGAGCGCGCCUACGCCGCCGUACUCUACUUGCGGACGGGACUCGGCGACUCCUGGAGGACCUGUCUGGUCGCCGCCCGGACGAAGGUGGCGCCUAUCAAGCCAGUGACGUUGCCCCGGUUGGAGUUGUGCGCGGCUGCACUUCUGGCGAGGCUCACAUCCCAUGUUCGCUCCACUCUCGGCCUCGGGCAGGCGCCCGCACACCUGUGGUCGGAUUCAACGGUCGCCCUGGGAUGGAUCCGCGGUCACCCGACGCGGUGGAAGACCUUUGUGUCAAACCGCGUCGCUGAGAUCCAGACCCAGGUCGCUGACGCGCAGUGGCACCACGUGCCUGGCCUGGACAACCCGGCGGACUGUGCCUCCCGUGGACUUCCACCGGGAGAGCUGGUGGCGCAUCCUCUCUGGUGGCGGGGUCCCCCAUGGCUCCGGGCGGAGUCAUCUUCAUGGCCUACUGCCGGGCCGCUUCCGGACGACAAGGACUUGCCGGAGGAAAGACUUCAGGCGCACGCCGUCAAGGCUGCGCCUGUUCCAGUGGAGGAGCCUGAGGAGCUGCUACGGUUCUCGUUGCUGAGCCGACUGCUGCGAGUGACGGCAUGGUGCCGACGCUGGCGGUAUAGGCAGCGGGUUCCGGGAGCUGUUUUCGUGGAGAUCGAGGGGAAUCAGGUUGACGUGCUGACGACGCCCGAGCUGGAGGAGGCGAGGACGAUCUGGAUCCGGCGGGUCCAGCUUGAACACUACCGAAGCGAGCUAGUUGCCCUUCAGAGAUCUCUUCCUCUUCCGUCUUCCAGUUCCCUCUCGCGCUUGACCCCCUUUUGCGAUUCUCAGGGUCUUCUCCGAGUUGGUGGCCGAUUGAGGCACGCGCUCCUCGCCUAUGACGAGCGACACCCCGUGCUUCUUCCUGGCGGAUCUCACUUCACCCGGUUGGUGGUGGAGGCAUGUCACCUGCGAGCUCUGCACGGUGGAGUCCAGACGACGAUGGGGGUGGUCCGCCAGCGCUACUGGAUUCCUCGAGGACGAGCGGUGAUUAAGCGUUGGUUGCACCGUUGUGUCAGGUGCGUGCGAUGGCGAGCGGACGUUCCUCAGCAACUGAUGGGCAGUCUUCCGCGGGAGCGGGUGACUCCAGGGAGGCCCUUCCUCGACACCGGUGUGGACUAUGCCGGGCCGAUCCUGCUCCGAGCGACCAAGGGGCGAGGACAUCGAGCGUACAAGGCAUUUGUCGCGGUCUUCGUGUGCCUUGCCACUCGGGCCGUUCACCUGGAGGCAGUGUCCGACUACUCCGCCGAUGCCUUCUUGGCGGCCUUGCGUCGGUUCGUGUCCCGCCGGGGCCUCUGCCGGACCCUUCGAAGCGAUUGCGGUACCAACUUCGUCGGCGCCGACGCCCAGUUAAGAGCUUUCUUUGCAGCGAGCAGUCCGGACUUAGGCCGAGUCGUCGGGCAGCUUGCGAGCGAGCAAAUUCAGUGGCGGUUCAACCCGCCGUCGGCGCCGCACUUUGGCGGCAUUUGGGAAGCCGCGGUCAAAUCGCUUAAGCACCACCUGCGACGAGUGUUGGGUGACUCGACUCUGACAUUCGAGGAAAUGAGCACCCUCCUCGCCCAGGUGGAAGCUUGUUUAAACUCGCGCCCGCUCCAAGCCUUGUCCGACGAUCCGGAGGAUCUCGCUGCGCUCACGCCGGGACAUUUUCUGGUGGGAUCCGCGUUGACCGCCGUGCCGGAGCCCUCGCUGCGGGAGCUGCCUGUGAACCGACUCACACGAUGGCAGCUUCUGCAGCAAAUGCGGGAUCAUUUCUGGGAGAGAUGGUCCCGCGAAUACCUGCACUCCCUCAUCCACCGACCGAAGUGGUUGAAGGGAGUCGGUGAUUUUAGCGUCGGACGCUUAUGUCUUAUCAGGCAUGAAAAUACGCCGCCGGCGCGAUGGCCACUUGCGCGCAUCGUCAGAGUGCAUCGCGGGGAAGACGGACAGAUUCGCGUUGUCACUGUCCGUACCGCGGCCUCAGAAUUUACUCGACCGAUCGUAAAACUUAUUUUGCUGCCGGUCAGCGAGAACGAGGCGAGCGAGGAGACCCUCGACUAG
This is a messenger RNA of Solenopsis invicta (red fire ant), 2688 nucleotides long. RefSeq lists its product as uncharacterized. The transcript has a single exon. Gene Ontology annotation, molecular function: nucleic acid binding. NCBI's taxonomy places the organism in Eukaryota, Metazoa, Arthropoda, Insecta, Hymenoptera, Formicidae. The record is from RefSeq and is a predicted model, not a curated record. Bases 1 to 2688 code for a protein of 895 amino acids. Gene Ontology annotation, biological process: DNA integration.